This is a messenger RNA of Lactuca saligna, 618 nucleotides long. NCBI's taxonomy places the organism in Eukaryota, Viridiplantae, Streptophyta, Magnoliopsida, Asterales, Asteraceae. The record is from the annotation of a GenBank genome assembly.
AUGGAAACAAUAAUUGCUUGUGCGAACGAAGAGAUUGCUAGAAAAAUAGACGAAGCAUUGUAUUUCAAAAGCUUACUGACAAAAACCAUUAAGGAAAGAGAUAAAUUCCGAUUCAAAUGCCAAAUACUAGUUUCAAAAAAUCUCAUUCUUCAACAAGAAAUUCAAAAACUCGAAGCCAAUCUUUCUUCUUUUGUAAGAGUUGCUCGCACUAGUUACAUUGAAGAUGACCCUAUUGUACGAGUUGUUUCUUCUUUGGUCUCUAAUGAAAAUGCUACUAAAACCCAAUUAACCGAUCAAAUUCCGUUACUGUCACUCCCACUGCCACCAUCACAAUCAUUAACAGAUGUCAUUGAUAAUGUGGUACUAACAAAAAGGUUACCAGAGAAAGGCAAGUUCUUGCACGCCAUGAUGAAAUCAGGCCCUUUACUUCAAAACCUUCUUCUUGUAGGCUAUCUUCCACAGUGGCGAAACCCACCACCAAAACUCAAUUCAAUCAAGAUCCCACAACUAACCAUUCCAUCAUCAUUUAAGAGAGUGCAUGGCUUUGAUUUUCCUCAACCACCAACACCAAGAAUCAAAAAGAUGUUCACCGAUCACCAUCCAGAAUCUUGUCACUAA